AAUUUCAUUCAUUCGUCGUGCGUUCUUCUGUGCGGGCGGCGAAUUUGUUUCUUGUUUUACGAUUUUUUGUAAAUAAAUCCGACUUAACAAUAAUAAAUAAGAUUAAUAAGUAUCAAUUUACUAGUUCGAAACAUCCUGAAGUCUUAACUGUAAAUAAUUAAUAAUAAAAGCUUUCAUAAUGUCGGUGUUCGGGGUGGUCGCCCCUCAGCUGUCGAGUCGGUAUUUUGGUAAAUUUAGUGCCGCGUUGUACAGUUCGAAGUCGAGGAGGACCUAUUUCACGUACACCCAGGAGUUAUCGCAGCCCCUGGACAGGCAGCCUCAGUAUGUGACCGCCAAGCAAGCCUUCGAGACAUGCCUGAAGUCAAACCAGACAGUCUACUCGCAAGGCGCGGCGGCGACGCCCACGCAACUCCUCAACGCUAUGACGGAAGUCGGCAAGGAGCGCAGUCUUCAGAACAUCAAGGUGGUCCACAUGCAUACCGAGCUGGCCGCCCCGUAUACCAACCCUGAGUGCGAGGGCAUCUUCAGGUCCUGUUCUCUGUUCAUGGGCGGCAACGUGCGGCAGGCGGUGGCGGAGGGGCGCUCGGACGCCAUCCCCAUCUUCCUGCAGGACAUCCCCAAGCUGUUCCACCGCAAGAUCAUCCAGCCCGACAUUGCCGUCAUCCAGGUGUCUCCCCCGGACCAGCACGGCUACUGCAGUCUCGGCACCUCCGUGGACUGCGUGCGAUCCGCGCUCGUCAACUCCAAGACUAUCAUAGCGCAAGUGAACAAGAACAUGCCACGAACCUUCGGCGACGCAAUAAUCCACGUGUCGCACGUUGACUACGCGGUGAAGGACGACACACACCUGCCCGACCACGGAGGCAAGCCACCAAGUGCUGCCGAGCAGAAGAUCGGACAACUGAUUGGGGAAAAUUUGGUUGUAGAUGGCGCCACUCUGCAGAUGGGUAUCGGCAACAUCCCAGACGCAGUCCUGCGUUCCCUCACCAACCACAAGGACCUCGGCAUCCACUCGGAGAUGUUCAGCGUGGGGGUCAUCGACCUGGUGCGCCGCGGCUGCGUCACCAACAACAGGAAGAAGACCCACAAGGGCCGCAUCGUGGGCAGUUUCCUCGUCGGCAACAAGGAUCUGUACGACUUUGUCGACAACAACCCCUUCAUUGAAAUGCUGGAGAUCGACUACGUGAACAACACGCACAUCGUGUCGCUGCUGCCCGACAUGACCGCCAUCAACUCGUGCAUCGAGGUGGACCUCACCGGCCAGGUGUGCUCCGACUCCAUCGGCACCCGCAUGUACUCCGGCUUCGGUGGCCAGGUAGACUUCAUCCGAGGAGCGGCCGAGGCGGUGGACGGCCGCGGGAAGCCCAUCAUCGCACUGGUGUCGACUACCAAGCGGAACGAGAGCAAGAUCGUGCCUACGCUUAAAGUUGGUGCCGGUGUGGUGACAACUCGUGCGCACGCUCACUACAUAGUGACUGAACAAGGCAUCGCUUACUUGUUCGGGAAGACGCUCAGACAACGCGCUUACGAGCUGAUCAAAAUCGCCCAUCCCGAUCAUCGCGAAGCGUUGGAGAAAGCGGCUUUCGAACGCCUCAAGUGCAUGCCCGCUCCUUAAAUUAAAAAAUAAAACAACCAUAGAGCGCUGUCACAUUGACAGCACUGAUUUUGACAGGCGUCUUCAGUGUUGCCAGUGUGACGCGAGUUAAUGAAUGCACCGUGGAGGUUUACAUCGAUAUUUAAUGCGCAAUCUACUGCUGGGUUUAUCAAGCCAAACACAAUGCUAUUGAGGUUUAAUUGUUUUCAGGUUAGCAGAAACUUUAAUUGAAAACCAUAUCGAUGAAGAUAUAGGCCCCGUAAAAAGCUAUUGCGCGUGGCCGUUCUUUUUUUGACAGCUGGCGCAUCAUAUAACGUCAAAGAAGAAAGAACAGCUGAUGCUAUCAGAACUUUUCAGGUUAAGUCAUUAUUACGUCACGUCAAUAUUAAUUCGACAAGGUUCCUGCGCAAUACUAAUUUAAGGGGCGUAUUAUCUUCACUAUCAUCGACAGUAGAUUGUGAAUUAAAAACUUCAGUUAGAGAAUAUGGCCCUUCAUUAGAGUGUGUAGCAAAGAUAGGGGUCCGAGUUUAAAGACUGGGUUGUCACACUGAAUAAUUAUGAAUUUUUUGUAGGCUCACGAUAAACUUGUAUCGGUAGGAGUUCUAGCGAAGUAUUACUUACUGCCGUGUAAUGUAGGUGUUUGUUAAUAAUUAAUGAAUUUAUUAUUUAGACUAUCUUUUUGUAUGCACUUUUUAUUGUAUAAUUUUUAUCAGUAAUAUUCUUUCACAGUUUGGAACUUUUAUCUGCAAUGCAUUUUAAUUGGUAACUGUUAAUGUUAUUCUUAUAAAUAGUACCGCUAGUAUGCUAGAUGUAGUUAUCCUAGUCGUAAAAUAAAAUAUAACAAACAAUGCCUUAAAAUCCUUGCAAUUCCUAAGGGACAAUAGAUAGUGUGGAUAUGUAAGCUUCAUUAGCUUGUAAGCAAAAGUUAUUUUUAUUUCAACGAAUUUACAAUUUGGUUCACCAAAAGCCUAAAUAUACAAACACUGUGUUAUUUCUGCUGCUACUAUGGAAAUAUAGGUAGGUAGCUUUUAAGCAAAAAACUAAUAUUUGUUUUCUUUAAUUUAACGAAUUUAUGAAUAAAUAGAAUCGGAAAGCUUUUUUGGCCUAAUUUAUACAGACAAAAUACGUUUAUUUCUACCGCUACAAAAGUAUUCAUGUUUUUUAAGUAAUAUUAUUUCAAAAUAUAUAACUUUUAGUUUA
Molecule: messenger RNA, 2794 nt
Organism: Plutella xylostella (diamondback moth)
Lineage: Eukaryota; Metazoa; Arthropoda; Insecta; Lepidoptera; Plutellidae
Product: succinyl-CoA:acetate/propanoyl-CoA:succinate CoA transferase
Biological process (GO): acetate metabolic process
Cellular component (GO): mitochondrion
Molecular function (GO): acetate CoA-transferase activity
Source: RefSeq, a predicted model, not a curated record